Molecule: messenger RNA, 1265 nt
Organism: Gadus morhua (Atlantic cod)
Lineage: Eukaryota; Metazoa; Chordata; Actinopteri; Gadiformes; Gadidae
Gene: clec3a
Product: C-type lectin domain family 3, member A
Exons: 3
Coding region: 212-799 (195 amino acids)
Biological process (GO): ossification
Source: RefSeq, a predicted model, not a curated record
AGGGAAGUCGUUGUUGAUCCCUCCACCCAUACGGAACCCCCUCCUCUUCCUGAUGUUUGGAAGGACCCUAACAUAAUUUGAGCCAAUAGAAAUGAAACACUAAAGGACACAGAGAGGGUCUGUAUAUAAGGCACCGUCCACUGUAUACCUGGUCCCUGUUGACAGUAUACGUGUCUUGCAGCUACAAUUGUGUUAUCCAUUGGCCAUAGACAUGGUGCGCUUGGUCCUCUUUAUCUUUCUGGUGCUUUUUAUUUCCUUGGUCCAAGAAACAUCUUGCCGCCCAUCUCGUACCAGAAAGGCUGUGCCAGGUCAACAGACAGAAGAUGACGACGUCAAAUCCCAGUUAGAAAAGCUCUGGCAAGAGGUCAACUCCUUAAAGGAAAUCCAGGCUUUGCAGACAGUUUGUCUGCGAGGGAUCAAAGCCGUCGGAAAGUGCUAUCUCACUAUCGAGGAACCAAAGCACUACCACGAAGCAAACGAAGACUGCAUCGCACAGGGGGGCACCCUUGCGACGCCUCGAGACGUGAACGAAAACAACGAGCUGAAAGACUAUGCAAAGCGGAGUUCUCCGGGUUCCAAGGACUUUUGGAUUGGAGUAGCUGACAUUGUGAAAGAGGGCCAGUAUGUUGAUGUCAACAGUAUGCCCAUCAGCUUCUGGAACUGGGACCGCUCCAAGAAGCAACCCACAGGAACCAAGAGGGAGAGCUGUGUUGUUCUGUCAGUGGCUGCACAAGGAAAGUGGUAUGAUGAGGUCUGCCGCAGCCAGAAAAAAUACAUUUGUGAAUAUCUUAUUCCAUAAAUUAGUUUAGCUCUGGAAGGGACCUGAAUGGCUGUUGACCCUGAAGGUAAUUUGUGCUGGUCAUUAUUAAAGACAUUCUCUUUUGUUUAUAUUAUCCAAUGCAGCUUUCCCCAAAAUUGUCAUAAUUACUCCUACAGUUAAUCUUAAAUUAUCUCACAAUUUACCUGGAUUUUGCUAUACUUGUUUAUGAUGUCUAAUGUAUAAAUAAACAAAAAAGAUCAUAGCAAAGUAUGUAGUACAACUGUGGCCAUUAAUAUAUAAUCAAAAGAACAACCAUUUGAUACAUAUCCAUUGUGUUCUGAUAAAUAAGGUACAAGUAAGGCGCAAGAAGAAGAAUACUGUAUUGUCUCAUUAUGAUUGCAAGGAUACAUCUGGAAUGUGUCUAAUGAGUGAAAAGUCACCUCAAGUAUGCAAAGAGAAGUAACAUAUGCCAAAUAAAUAAAGUCGAUAAAUAAAAACCUCACAA